CUCGAAUCUUCAAAUUUUCCUUCAUGAACUGCAUCGUCGUUCCGCAUUUGAUGCGGGCAGUAACUUGACACGAGCAUGUGAUUUCACGGUUUCCAACCUCGCCUUACCAACUUCAACACUCGAGUGCCUUGGUAGCGGUUCCCAAGCGGUUGAAGAAGCAUCACACUAUAGCUAUAAAAGGUAAGCUCCUAUGUCUUCCACAUACUCAUUCCUUUGCGCACCAUGUUCUUCGAGGAUAAGGAGUCCGGCUCCAGUUGGUCCUAAAUUCCUAUUGUUUAAUUUCUAACGGGUUGAGACCCAAUUCUAUCUCCCAGCUGAUCUUGCCUAUCACGACUUGUUUCAUUCUAUCAACAUGCACCUUAAUUAGUGCCAGGUCAGUUAUGAUUGUGUGAUCCAACCAUCGUGUUCAUCAUUAAUCAGCUCUCAUGAAAUCACCAAAUGAUGAAGUUUAAUUCAAACUACAAGAUCUAAUUUAUGUAAAUAAUAUAUUUGGGCCGUAGCCUAAGGCAGUUUUUUAAUUGGAAAAGCGGAUCCCUUUUAGGAUAAGUACAAGAAGUAUUUAUAGAAAUAGAGCUACAGUAGCCUAAGGCGAUAUGCUGAUACAUUUAAUAGUCUAAUCAUGAUGGAACCCUUCUAACGUCAUGUCCAUGAUUCCAUCACUAUUCAAUAUUAUUAUUGUCUUUAAGCAGUUGAACGUGUCACAUAUUAAAAAAUAACACAUUCACUUAAAAAUAACUUAAAUAAAUAUAGGAUAGGUAUAAUGAAAUCAAUAGCGGUCUCUAACUAGAAAGAAAAAUUCACCAAAUAACAUGGAUAUAAAGUCAUUUAAUAUCUCUGAGGUGAUGUGUGCUUCCAGUCAUUUUUAUCAUUUGAAAGAAAUUAUUUCAACAUAACUUUCGGUAUAACGAUAUACAUGUAUACCUUUUAUUGUCAAAACAUAUAUUUUGAUAUCAUACCGAAGUAAUUCGGUACGGUACCAUAUCGUACAAAAAAAAUUGAUAUAUAUAUUAAUUUUCUGUAAAUUUGAUAUUUUUUAUAUGAUAAAUGCUAAAAUUUUUGUAUUUCGCAUUUAUGAUAUAUAAUUAAGAGGCCGUUUGGCAACACUGAAAUUGGCUGAAUCAGCUGAUUCUACUGAAAUUUAUGAAGUUCUUGCUGAAGUGGCAGUAUUGGAUGAUUCUGCUGAUUUAUGGAAAAAAUUAUAUUUAAAAUAUUUUUAUUAAGAAAAUAAAGAAAAAUGAUACGAAAAAUAGCUUAAUCAGUCGUCUAGAGUGACUUCAGCUAAUAUAGACCGAAAAUAACUUUAAUCAUACGUUUUGCUAUUAUUAUUACAUAUUGGGAAAACAGUCAAAUAGGUCCUCAAACUUUCAUAAAAAGGUCAAUUAAGUCCUUCUAUAGGAGGUUCUGUCCGGCCGUCGCGAUUUGGGGAAGUUCGCGGUGGAAUUUUUUGAUAAAAUUUUUUGAGCAUCUUAUUCACCAAGUCUAGUUUACUCAUACCAAAUUUCAGCUAAAAAUUCAAUCAGGAACACAUUCAAAUUAAUUCUUGAAGAUAACUGCGCAUUUUUGUGUUCUCGAAUUAAUUUGAAUGCGCUCCCGAUUAAAUGUUUAGCUGAAAUUUGGAAUGAGUAAACUAGACUUGAUGAAUAAGAUGCUCAAAAAAAUUCAUCAAAAAAUUCCACCGAGAACCGUCCCAAAUCGCGACGACCGGACAGAGUCUCCUAUAGAAGGACUUAAUUGACUUUUUAUAAAAGUUCGAGGACCUAUUUGACAGUUUUUCCCUUACAUAAUUCAACAUGUGAAAUCAAAAUUUGUAUGUUUGGUGAUGACCGAUAAUUCUAAUAAGCCCAAAAUCAAGAUUAUUAAUUAAACGGGUUCUAAGAAUUUAAGUUUGGAAUUUUGGGUGUAUGAACUAUGAAGCCACACCGUACCACUGAUCGAAAACGCCAUAUCUGGCACAUCAAUUGAUCAAUGUAUUUGACAUGCCAACAACGUUCAAUAAUAUUUCGGAGUGAAGUGCUAGUAUAAUACUCCGUAUUACGUAUACACUUUCCCUCUUAAAAAGAGUUUAUCAGAUUGCAUUCGGUGAUCCAAGGGGUCCAAUCUUUUUGGCUCCAAGUCUUCCCGGUUCCCCAAACGAUUUUGGAUACGAUAGUUUCCAUAUGCAGGAUUUUCUUAUGGGGUGGCAAGUACGUCAAAGUGGCUUGGGAUGACAUUUGUCUCCCUAAAGAGGAAGGAGGACUUGGCAUUCAUAAUGCUAAGGUUUGGAACAACGCUCUCCUUUCUCGCACACUUUGGGACCCACAUAAGAAGGAUACCCUUUGAGUUAGGUGGGUUAAUGGCGUUUACCUUAAGGGUAAAAGUGUGUGGGAAUUCGUCCCACACGGCCGUGACUCGCAAUUCUUGAAGAGGUUAUACCAAAUACGUAAUAAAAUACGUGAGUGUUUUAAUAAUUUGAAUGAAACCAUUAUGGGCCUUAACGCUAGAUCCAUUAAUGGCAAACUGAUUUCGGCCAAGAUCUAUGAGCUUUUGAGAGUUAAGGGGACUGUUAGGACCCCAAUGAGCUUCAUUUGGAAAUCCUACAUUCCACCUAAAAUCUCUUUUAAUGUUUGGUUGGCACUACGAAAUAGACUACCCACUCAGGAUAGCCUCGGGUACCUCCAUAUUGUGAAUCGUUGUGACCUAUGCAAAGGUGGAUUUGAAACAAUUCUACACCUAUUUUUUGUUUGCCCAUUCAUGUGUAGGGUGUGGGAGAGGAUCAAAAGUUGGAUGGGAUUUGGGCAUCAAAUGAAUACAUUGCUUAGUGUGAUCAAGUGGAUUUCGAAGAGCCGCAAAGGAGAAAACUUGAAGGCAAAGGCAGCCCGGUUAGCCUUCUGUGCCGCGGCAUACUAUAUAUGGCAUGCGAGGAACUCUGUUAGAUUUGAUGAAGGAAAAAAUUCGGAAGAUGAUGUUGUUGCAAAGGUCAAGCAUAUGGUUUACAAGAUACUCUAUAGUAUCUACCCAUAUGAGAUGAUCAACCUGUGAGAAGAUUCAUGUUGUUUUGAAUGCCACGACAUUAGACAGCUUGUAUUCGAGUGCGUGCACUUUGUAGCAUUGGUCAUAGACUUAGAUUUUUUUGGGCUGCAUGUAUUGGCUAUUUUGGAUUUAGACUAGACUAAAAGCCUCUCGUAACCCUCUCCUUUUCUCACGAAAUAGGAGGGGGUGAGGGUUUUAGACUUUAGAUUUUUGGACACAUUGUACUUGUUAAAUUUUGUUUGGGUGUAUAUUUACAUUUCAUCCAAAAAAAAAAAAAAAAGAAUAACAAUCAAUUUUGAUCAAUAUUGUU
This is a messenger RNA of Cuscuta epithymum, 3319 nucleotides long. Lineage: Eukaryota; Viridiplantae; Streptophyta; Magnoliopsida; Solanales; Convolvulaceae. The record is from the annotation of a GenBank genome assembly.